Scophthalmus maximus (turbot) is the source of this 3295-nucleotide messenger RNA. RefSeq names its product complement component 7b (gene c7b). Gene Ontology annotation, cellular component: membrane attack complex. NCBI's taxonomy places the organism in Eukaryota, Metazoa, Chordata, Actinopteri, Pleuronectiformes, Scophthalmidae. Gene Ontology annotation, biological process: immune response. Gene Ontology annotation, molecular function: protein binding. The coding region runs from base 325 to 2823 and encodes 832 amino acids. The record is from RefSeq and is a predicted model, not a curated record. The transcript has 18 exons.
CCAAAUCUGAUUCAUCAUUAACCUCCAACUCAAAGUAAACGGGAUUCUCUCUCUACGUUUACCGGACGUGAGCUCCGUGUGUUGCUGCAGGUGAAGGAGCAGAAGGAAAAACCCAGCUGGAUUUCUGGCCGAAGCUGUUGGGGAAAGACAAAACCUCGGGUGUCUCAGCAGUUCAUGACUCGCUGUGUGAACAGACACAGAGUUCUGCUUGUUGGGUUUCUUCAUCGUGUGGAUUCCUGAACCCGAGGGUUCUGUUGAGUCAUCGCACCUCCACAGCUCCUGGCACCAGAGGAGAAAACGCUGCACUCUGAGGGACACGUCGCCAUGAAGUGGGAUUUGUCUGCAGCUCUGUCGUCUUUGGUGCUGCUGCUCGUCUCGCUCGCUCCAGUCCGCUGUCAGCAGCCUGUGACCUGCAGAUGGGGGUCGUACGGAGAGUGGUCGGAGUGUGACGGCUGCACCAGCACAAAGGUGCGCACUCGCCACGUGGAGGUGUUUGGACAGUUUGGUGGUGCGCCGUGUUCAGGAGACGCCGCGCAAACACAGCCGUGUGUUCCGCAGAAAAAAUGCCCCCUGCAAACGGGCUGUGGAGACCGGUUCCGCUGCACCUCAGGUCAGUGUAUCAGCCACUCGCUGGUGUGCAACGGAGACCAGGACUGUGACGACGGUCUGGACGAGAGAGGCUGCGAGCAAGGCGACAACCAGUUCUCAUGUGACCUCGACAAAACGCCUCCCAACUCCGACUUCACAGGCAGAGGGUAUGACGUGCUAACGGGGAAACUGAGGGCGGGCGUGAUCAACACUCUGAGCUUCGGAGGCCAGUGCAGGAAGGUGUUCAGUGGUGACCACAAAGUCUACUACCGGCUUCCGCAGAGCAUCCUCAGGUACAACUUUGAGGUGAAAGUAGACAACGAAGAGAGCGACGAGUCCUACGACAGUUCCUGGUCCUACAUGCAGCACAUGCAGUCCAACGCCUUGGUGGGACACGACCGCCGCACCUUCCACAAAGAACUCACUGAAUUCCAGACCCGCAGGUUGAUAAUCCUGAAGAACAAGGUGGAACUGGCGCAGUUCCAAAACUCCGCCCCCCAGUAUCUCACGCUGUCCGAAGGCUUCUGGAAGGCCUUGUCCUCGCUGCCGUUCACGUACGACUACUCUGCGUACCGCCGGCUGCUCCAGACAUACGGCACACACUACCUGUCCGAGGGCUCACUCGGGGGAGAAUACCAAGGCCUUCUGCAGCUGGACCGCCAGGCGCUCACCUCAACCAGUACAACAGAUACCGAGUACCAGAGGUGUUGGAGGAAGGUGAAACGCCGUCUCUUCCGAAAGAAAGUGACAAUCAAAUGUGAAAAAACGAUGCAAUCUUUAUCAUCCAGCGACGGACACAAUGUUAACAAGAUGCCCAUUAAGGUCAAUAUCUUUGGGGGAGAUCCGUCCUUCAUUGGCGCUCUGACAGUUCUGGAUCUGGAGAACCCGGAGGCUAACGGAGAGAUCUAUGACAACUGGGCCUCAUCCGUCAAGGACUUCCCUGAAGUCGUCGACCAGAAGCUGCGUCCUCUGCACGAGCUGGUGAAGGAGGUGCAGUGUGCAGGCUUGAAGAAGCUCCACCUGCGGAGGGCCACGGACCAGUACCUGGCCGAGGAGCAUCCCUGUCACUGUCGGCCCUGCCGCAACAACGGCCAGCCGCUGCUGUCGGGCUCCGAGUGCCGCUGCGUCUGCCGGCCGGGGACCUCGGGGGGCGCCUGCGAGGUCGGAGCUGUGAUCGGAGAGCAACCAGGGGUGACCCACGGCAGCUGGAGCUGCUGGUCCUCCUGGGGAACUUGCUCCGGAGGACGAAUGUCCAGAACUCGGAGCUGCAACAAUCCCGCUCCGAGCGGCGGAGGCCACCACUGCACCGGACUGCGGGUGGAGCAGAAGCCUUGCGAGGACCCCGAGAUCCAGUACUUACAGACGAUGGAGCCUCAGUGCUUCAGUCUCUCGGUGACUCCACCAAAGAAAUGUGGUCCGCCUCCGAACCUCAGGAACGGAUUCAUCCAGAAUCCCAGAGAUUUUUACCUGGUUGGAAACACGGUGGAGUAUUCCUGCAUAGAGGGACAUUACCUCAGUGGGAACGCUGUGGCUCAAUGCACGGAAAACCAGAGGUGGACGACGGGAACGAUGGUUUGUAAAAGCUCCACGUGCGGGAUUCCCCCGCUCGCCAGCGACGUUAUAGCCACGCCCGCCAACACAACCUCUCAGAUUGGCGACAGGGUGUCCUUGUCCUGCCCUGCGGGGUCCGUGCUGGAGGGCGAGGUGUCGGAGGUCAUGUGCAGUCCCAGUCUGCAGUGGUCUCCGUCUCCGGCCGACGCUCGCUGUAGAGCAGCGCCCACAGCUCCCUCUCCUCCGUCCGGCCUCAAGUGCAAACCGUGGGAGAAUGUCGGAAAAGCCGAGUGUGUGUGUAAAAUGCCAUUUCAGUGCUCGGCUUCUCUGCAGUUGUGCGCCAGACUUGGCUCGAGUCAAACGCGUGUACUGGGCGUGUGUCAGCUCGGCGCUCUGCAGUGUGUUGGGCGGAGCUUCACGCUGACCAAUGACAGCGACUGUAAAUGGCCCGAGGCGACGUUCACGUCCUGCGAGGACUGUGAACCGGGGACAGUCUGUCAGGAGCCGGAGAGAAAAUGCGUGUGCCAGAACGCGUCAGAAUGCCGUUCAGACUCCGCCCCCCUGUGCGUUAACUCCAGCGCUGGCAGCGUCGCCACGACGACGAUGACCGAGUGCGAGGUGGGCGCCCGGAGGUGUGCCGGGGAGCAGGUGAACGUGAUCGCCAUCGAGGCCUGUCCACAAUAAAGACGACCGAUGUUUUAGAAUCAAACUGUUCACAACAACAGGGAAACUUGUUUUUCUUUUUCCCUCAAUGAACGAAUUGUAAAUAGAAGCUAAUAGCUUUUAAAAUGAUGUAAAUAGAUUCUGUAGUUUUAUAUUUGUCUCGGACGACGGGUAAUUUGGCGACAUUUGCUUGUACAGUGAACAUAGUUCUCUGUUCUAAAGGUUGAAUGACAACAAAAAAAUCCAAAAUAAAAGCUUUUACUUUGGAUAUUGGAAGUUAAUAAAACUCAUUUCAGAAUAUACUUUGGUUCUCUUUUGGUUUUUGUUCAAAUAUCACAUAGGAGGAUUCUUUUUCUACCUGUCGCCAUCACAUUUAUGAACCAGACAGUUUUGAAAAUAACUUCUAAUGAGCUGAAAUUACCUUUACUUCAAAAUACCUUUUUACCUUGUAUUGAUGAUGUAAAGUCAAAUAAAAAAUUCCCAAUUCACAAGG